Protopolystoma xenopodis is the source of this 576-nucleotide messenger RNA. NCBI's taxonomy places the organism in Eukaryota, Metazoa, Platyhelminthes, Monogenea, Polystomatidea, Polystomatidae. The record is from the annotation of a GenBank genome assembly.
AUGCACGAUGCUUGCUCGACUUUGUGGUUCGGAUCUGCUGGAGAUUUGGGCGAAUUUGACAUUGACAACCCCGCAGCGAUAAACUUGGCUCACUGGGUCUUGAAAUGUGGUCCAAAUCUUGGAGCUCCAGUUGUUGCCGAAUCUGGGCUUGAUUACACAAAUUCCACAUAUUUCCAUCACCGGCUGGACACGAAAGUGAUGGUUCCACUCUGCAGACUCAUCGUAAGAACGGCUUCCUCCGAGCAUUUUGGUGGACGAGGACACGCUUGUCGGCUUUGGGGUAUUCUCUUGUGCGCAUGCGCGCCAGCAAGGGCGUAUGAUCUAUCUGUGGUGGAGAAAAAACGCUAUUUCCAAUUCAAGUCCUAUUCUGUUGACAGUGACGACGAGUUGAAACUUUUCGGUACAUCAAUAGAUAUCUCUGUCCACUCACUUCAAGAGGCGGAAUUCAAGCAACCGACACAGCCAGUGAGUUUCCUCAACGGGUCAGCGGGAUCGGAAGUUUGUAGAGGCUGCCCGCUUGUCGGGCCAAUAACGUCAGCCGAGGCAGACGAAUGCUACCGACAGCGGCAAGCCUAA